Messenger RNA from Belonocnema kinseyi, 1879 nucleotides. RefSeq lists its product as uncharacterized. The coding region runs from base 791 to 1879 and encodes 362 amino acids. The record is from RefSeq and is a predicted model, not a curated record. Lineage: Eukaryota; Metazoa; Arthropoda; Insecta; Hymenoptera; Cynipidae. The transcript is spliced from 5 exons.
CUGUUCGCGAUCUUCCCAUCUCGUUAAAUUUCGUUCGUUUUCUCAUCGCCGUGCCAAUUUAAAUUUAACGUUAAAAAAAUUUUUUCUCCAAAACGUGUUUCGAUUGCGGAAUAUCGCCGAUAUUACCGUUUCUAGUGGUCGCGACCUGGACGAGCAAGGCAGAAGUAAUACAGGAAGAUAUUGCAAUUGAAUAAAAGGGGAACUAGAGAAAUGCAAAGGAGAGAAUAUGCAAAUGGGAGAAUAUGGAAAAGAAGAGAAUUUUAAAAAGAAAAAAAGUUAAAAUAUAAAAGUAUUAUUCAAGAAGCGUUUUUCUCUUUAGCUCUCCAACUUUGAAAUUCGUUAAGAGAUGGGAAAAGACAAAGAGAGUCUCUAGAAUCUCGAUUUGGGAUUAUCCAAAACGAGGGGCCCGGAAGGGACAAAACUAUUUUAAGAGUAGUGACUUAUCACUUAUCAAUUUCCGUUGUGAGUUCCUCUGAUUAGUUCAAUUCUUAAGGAAGUUUCUCUAAAUAAGGAAACUAUUGUGCGAAAUUUAGAUUGCAAAACAUAAUAAAUAAAUAAAAAAUAAGGAGAGGUGUUAAAAAAAAUUGUGAGUGGUCGAGAUUGGGAACUGCAACAAUGCGAGACGCAUUGAAGUAAAAAUAGACAUGAAAAUAAUCCUCGACCAUGUGAUCUCAUCCAAACUUUGAAUGCUAAUCUCUGAAGAACAGAGAGGGAAGAGGAUCAGAAGCACUAAAAACUGAGGGCUUCUUCAGUGAAAUUUUUUUUUUAUUUUCGGAUUAAAACUGUCAAAAUGAAUUUUUUUUCUUUGAUUGUGCUACUCUCGACUGACCAGAUUUUAGAAGCUAGUUCUAGCUCUGAAUUGAGAAAAUGUUGUUCAACAGAAGAGGUUUUGCAAGAUGUUGAAGGAAACCUUUCCUGUGUAGAGGUGUCUUCUCUCACAGUCGAAAUAAAUAAUUUAGGUCCCAGAGGACUCCCAGACUGCAGAUCCUCAAAGGGAUUUUUUUUUAUGUCUCUGAAUAAGAUACGCGAGGAUAAUCUUCACGUUUCGAAGUCAGCGUGUCUGGAUAAUUUGCACAACAACGAGACCGGAAAUAAUCUUCCGAUUAUUGUGUAUUGUGACGAUGAUGCAGGAGAUCUUGCAGAUUCUGAAAUUUCAUCGAAAAUUCCUCAUGUGUUGAGUGCGAAAAAAUGCUGUCCGCCCGGACAAUAUUUUAAGGUUGAUGAAAAGUCGUGUGUUUUUGGGGAGGCUGCGAAGGAUUUUAAAUCUUUUCUUAAUCUCUCGGAUGAAGUGGAUUUGUUUACGCUUGGAGUAGGAUCACCUAUCUGUGAAGAUGCGUUAGUGAAUUACGUCACUGAAAGUGCGCAUGUGUACAAGAAUAAUGGGAAAGUGAUGAAAGGAGCCGCAUUGCGGUUGAAAUGUAAAUCUGAAAUUUCAAUGAAAACUCUCGACAAUCGUUCGAGCAUUUUAUUCGACCUCAUCUCGGUCAAACUGACAGUUCAUAUCCUGUUUGGUGGUUUAUACUUGUUUAUUCUAUUGGUCAGUAUUCACAUUCAAGAAAACCACAUUUCCGUUGAACCCCCGGCUUACAAUAUUCCUAGAAUUGAUGUCCUCGGCUGUUUCUUGAUUAGGGGAGCUGCGGGUACGAGAGAAGGAGAGGGAGAAGGAGGGGGCGGUGCUCAGUCAAGCGUGACAAACAGCUCGAGGGUCGCACUCUCAGCGCGCAGUCGAUUUCCGAGAAAUAAGCCUCACCUUCGGGGCAACAUUUUCUCAAACAUGGAUUUUUUUUACAGUGUUCGCGAUCCACGCAAACUCGUGAAAGAAGAACAUUUCGUGAAGAGUCAAAAUCCAAGCAAAUGCUUUCAACAUCACUCGAUUUAG